AUUACUCGUUUCAUUUGCGUCAUUCAAUCCACAUCUCGUCCUUCGGCCCACGCCAGAAGAAGACGAAGAGAGAACAGAGCAGUUUCUCAAUUCCUAGUUCCGUAGGAUGCGACCCUCGCUUCUGGCCGACUCCUCCGCUAGUCCUUGCCACGGAGUCGCCUCCUCAUCUUCCGCCGCCGCAUCCUUUUCCCCGCUCCGUCUUCUCUCCUUCAAGGAGCCUGGCGUCAUAGGAAACGGGAUUCAGAUCGCCGCUUUUCAGCGGAGGAAGAGUUCCUCCAGUCGCUCGAUUUGCGGACCUAAGAGGCACAUCGUGGUUAAAUCAGUUGUUACUCCAAAUCCCUUAGUAGAGUUGCCUCUAACUGCUGAAAAUGUGGAGUCAGUAUUGGAUGAAGUACGUCCAUAUCUUAUUGCUGAUGGAGGAAAUGUGGUACUUCAUGAGAUAGAUGGGAAUGUCGUAAGGCUAAAACUACAAGGUGCAUGUGGGUCUUGUCCAAGUUCAGUGAUGACUAUGAAGAUGGGAAUUGAACGCCGGUUAAUGGAAAUGAUUCCAGAAAUUGUUGCAGUUGAACCGAUAACUGAUCAGGAGACAGGGCUCCAGCUAAAUGAAGAAAACAUUGAGAAGGUACUUGAUGAGAUAAGGCCAUACCUUGCUGGAACUGGUGGUGGUGAGCUUGAGUUUGUUGAAAUUGAGGAGCCCAUCGUUAAGAUUCGACUAACUGGCCAAGCUGCCGGCGUCAUGACUGUUCGUGUGGCAGUAUCUCAGAAGCUACGCGAAAAGAUACCUGCCAUUGCUGCUGUUCAGCUUCUAUCAUAGGUAAACAGGAAGGAGACUCUAAUCUGUACAAAUAGUUAGAUGUAAUAAAAUCUUUGUUUGGCAAAUUAAUAAUUCUGUUGCUGAAGAAAAUCAAGUGUAAUCAUGUCUGAACUGUCUGCAACUGCGGUUAAUCAGUUUGAGCCAAAAAUGUUGCUGUUAUGCCCAA
Zingiber officinale is the source of this 980-nucleotide messenger RNA. RefSeq names its product nifU-like protein 2, chloroplastic. The transcript has 4 exons. Gene Ontology annotation, molecular function: iron-sulfur cluster binding; iron ion binding. Gene Ontology annotation, cellular component: chloroplast stroma; mitochondrion. The record is from RefSeq and is a predicted model, not a curated record. Gene Ontology annotation, biological process: iron-sulfur cluster assembly. Lineage: Eukaryota; Viridiplantae; Streptophyta; Magnoliopsida; Zingiberales; Zingiberaceae. Bases 107 to 814 code for a protein of 235 amino acids.